UCAUGAGGGAGUACCACGUCGGUGAUGUAUAGAGGCACGUCCGUUAAGAGGAGAGUUAGCGAGGAUGGGAAACGUUUGACAGCUCUGAUCGUCAGUGAUAAUGCUGUUCCCCAUUGAUGUUAGUCUUAAGUGAAUCAGUUUCAUUCGUUGAUCGUGCAGAGGCUCCUAUUCUUUCGUAUUCUUGAAUCAGGCAGAGUCAGGAACGAAUCCGAUGUGUUCUCGUUCUUCGACCAGUUAGAAGGGUGGAAAGUGGAGUGGAUGCAGUAAAAGGGGAGGCUUGGCGUUAAUGCUCGAAAAUGUAGCCGCAUUAACGUUGAGAACGAAGGCGUUUUGUUAUCGAGGACGAUUCUACAGCUGCGAGAUAUUCGCGAAUGCUCUCGAUUUAUCUAAUUCGUUAAGGAGGGAGGUGGUGGUGGUGGCCAGGAUGUUGAUCGAGGACGGAGGAAGGAGAAGAGAAGCGACGACGGAAAGAACGCGUGCGUGUUUGAAACACAGAAAAGGAUGCGGCAACGCGUUAUCAACUUGUUUCGUGAUUUUCCUGAUUGCGUUGAUGAUAACCAGCGAGUUCAGCGAUGCGAAGCAAUUAGAAAAGCGAAUUUUACAACGAGGAUGCAAGUUGGAAGGCUUGCAUCCACUUCUCAUCGUUACUUACAAAAAUAUCACCGUAUCAGUAGACAAAAUUACGGUACCUCAUGGAGAACGUGUUAUGGUGAGGUGUCGUGAGCUUGGCAAGUACAAGCUCAUCGGUGAUCCAUCGUUACAUUGUCGUAAUGCAACGUGGAACGGGAAGUUGCCGUCUUGCGUACCUACAACGGCUAUUUCCAAUUACACCGGAGAUCCAGAAGACGUUCCACCGACGAUCGUCUUUGGAUUGCCAGCAGGUUCAGCGGCAAUCGAGCCGACGGGUACGCUUGCAGUAUUUCCAGGAAGCAUUCUUCAUUUGGAGUGUCUUUUUGCUAGAAGAUUAGGUAAUCCAGAAUGGACGUGGACGUCGACGUUUCGUCAAUAUUUAACGGGCUGGGCGAUCGCUGCGAAGGAGAGAGACUGGAAGUAUCGACUGUCGAUAUAUUAUGCCAAAGUGCAGGAUUCAGGAGUAUACACGUGUUCGACUCCACGAGGCCUAGCAAAUUCUAUAAGAGUUCACGUCGUCGACGUUCAGUGUCCAGUAAUAAAUUUACCAGAGGGACCGCUGGUUGGUAAGAUCGAAGGCGCUCGGAUGGGUCACAGUGCUAAUUUCGAAUGUCCCCUGGGAUAUAGAUUGGAAGGUGCCUCGAUGAUAACGUGCCAGUAUAACGGAAUGUGGUCAGGAGAUAUACCACGUUGCGAGGCAAUAACGUGUCCACCGAUAGAUCUUCCCAGUGAUACGUGGUUACAGCUACUAGAGCACAACAAUAGUUUCGGUGGCAGGGCUGUAUUCGCUUGUAUGUGGGGUCACAAAUUAUUAGGAUCUCAGAGCAUCAAGUGCGAAGGGGAUGGCACGUGGAACGGAUCCAUGCCGACUUGUUUCGAGAUCACGUGUCCGUCGCCAUCUUUACCGCGAAGCGGUCGAAUCGUCGAUCAAAUGUUGCAAUCUACUCGUAGAAAACACCAUCGUAAUCGCAUCUAUAAGGUCGGCGCUCUCGUUAAAUUUGCCUGUUUACCGGGACAUCAACUGAUAGGAGAAGCAUCUGUAAUUUGCACCGAAAAUGGCACGUGGUCGCAUCAAUCGCCAGUUUGUAAAGUAAGAUGUCCAUAUCCUGGCGAUCCUCCGCACGGUCGGAUUUCACCGCUGAAAUUUUGGUAUACACCAGGUGAUAAUAUACAAGUGACAUGUUCUCCUGGCUAUGUUACACCUUUGGAACCUGUCAGAAAGCCAACUUGUCGAGAGAAUGGAAUAUGGAGUGCGCCACCACCACCAUGUCGUUCUUACAAAGAUGUUUGAUCGAUACGUGCGUUGGAUUUAUCUACGAUCGAUUGAAAAAAGUCGCCCUGAUUUUCAUACGAAAGUAAUCGCUUAUCUGCACCGGUCGUAACUCAAAUCCAUCCUUAUGGAUUAACAUUUAGAAGCGUCCGACAUAAAGCGACGCGUUAAUAAAUAUAAAACGAGAUGUACAACGAAGGGUACAUUUUUCUUUUCUCUACGUUUAUCAUUUUAUUUCCCUCGAUUUAUUAAUUCCAUUUGAUUUUGUGAGGGAUACCACAAAUUAAAUAGAGGAACAUAUUUGUCAAUCGCACAAAUAUAGACAAGUCGUUGAGACCCUCAAUAAGAUUUAACUACUCUGACACUUUUCUUUUUAUAUCUAUAUGUAAUAAAGUGUCCGUUAUUCUUUAAGAA
This is a messenger RNA of Vespula pensylvanica (western yellowjacket), 2314 nucleotides long. It is a transcript of the gene hig, whose product is annotated as locomotion-related protein Hikaru genki. The transcript is spliced from 10 exons. NCBI's taxonomy places the organism in Eukaryota, Metazoa, Arthropoda, Insecta, Hymenoptera, Vespidae. Bases 287 to 1921 code for a protein of 544 amino acids. The record is from RefSeq and is a predicted model, not a curated record.